AUGACAGAUCCAAGUUUUUUAGUAUGCCCAGACUUUAUGACCAAAUGGUAUAGAGUCAGCUGCACCAGCAUGGUCAAUGCCAAUGUCACAGAAGCUCAAGCAGCAGAGACUCUCCGCAACAUCUGGAUAAUGACCAAUGAAGAUUUGUGUCUACAAUGGCAUCAACAAGUCAUAGAAGACAAACAUUUGAAUGCUGAGAGGCGCUGCUUAGCCAAAGAAGAAGCAGAGUGGCAGAAGGCUGUACUUGAACUUGAGGAAGCCACAAUGAGAGCAGAUGAGAGAAAGAAAAACUGUUUCAAGCAUUUGCCAAUUCCAGUGCAACCACAUCCACUUGUCAAUGAUGAAGAAGCUUUAGUUUCCAAGUUCGCCUUGCGAAAGUUGGACAAGGGUCAUUAUGUUGAACUAUACUAUUGGACCAAUCACAGUCUUGAUGAUGUGAUGAUCAAUCAUUGCACCCGAGACAAUGACAGUAUGGUA
Messenger RNA from Suillus subaureus, 477 nucleotides. RefSeq lists its product as uncharacterized. The annotation marks the transcript as partial. The transcript has a single exon. Lineage: Eukaryota; Fungi; Basidiomycota; Agaricomycetes; Boletales; Suillaceae. The record is from RefSeq and is a predicted model, not a curated record.